CCUCAACACACCUACAGCUGCUGCGGCUGCCGAAGGAUUGCAGACGAAGUUGAAGUAUGCUGGUGCCUUUUUCACAGAAGCGAUGGGCCUGAAGUUCCGGGAGGCUAGUGUGAAGAUGGUCACAGCUAUGGCCGCCUCUGCGGAAGCUUUGGCAAAGCAGCAGGCGAAGAGCCGUGGCCUCCUCGCUGCGGUGAAAGGUGCAAAGAUCUAGGUGGGUAUCUCAGCCUGUUGCCUGCGUGAACUAGUGGAUUUGAGUGGUUUUCGGAAGAAGCAUCUAGUACUGCUGUCGGCUGUGGUAUCAAGAUGUGGUGACAUUCUGAGGAGAUAGGCCAGCAUGGAGCCUGAAGCGUUAGGUCUGCGGACCUACAAGAGACAGCACUACCCCAACCAACUUGUUAGCCCCUUACUUAACUUCUUCUUUUUCGAUCUUCAUACUUGUAGUUUGAAUUUAUGUACUACCAUCAAUCAUUUCAUGACAUAGAUUGCCCCUCACCUUCCCGAUGAAAAAACUUCUUGGAAUUUUUAAACAUGGCGCUCGCAUGCUUUGGCGUGCAGCUUCUUGCGGGUGCAGGUCCCUUAAGUCCUGCGUCAAUCUUCU
Amoebophrya sp. A25 is the source of this 598-nucleotide messenger RNA. NCBI's taxonomy places the organism in Eukaryota, Dinophyceae, Syndiniales, Amoebophryaceae. The record is from the annotation of a GenBank genome assembly.